Cinclus cinclus is the source of this 1435-nucleotide messenger RNA. It is a transcript of the gene NDRG1, whose product is annotated as N-myc downstream regulated 1. NCBI's taxonomy places the organism in Eukaryota, Metazoa, Chordata, Aves, Passeriformes, Cinclidae. Bases 10 to 1218 code for a protein of 402 amino acids. Gene Ontology annotation, biological process: signal transduction. The record is from RefSeq and is a predicted model, not a curated record. Gene Ontology annotation, cellular component: cytoplasm. The transcript is spliced from 15 exons.
CUACUGACCAUGUCAACAGAGUUCCAGGAUGCUCACCUUGCAGAGGUGAAACCUCUGGUGGAGAAGGAGGAGGCUAUCACUCGCCUCCUUCCAGACUUCGAUGUUCAGGAGCAAGACGUGGAGACCGUGCAUGGCUCAGUGCGUGUCACCAUGUGUGGCACUCCCAGGGGGAACCGUCCGGCCAUCCUCACCUACCACGACAUCGGCCUGAACCAUAAAACUUGCUUCAAUCCUCUCUUCAACUUUGAGGAUAUGCAGGAAAUCACCCAGCACUUUGCAGUCUGUCAUGUGGAUGCCCCUGGUCAGCAGGAUGGAGCACCAUCUUUCCAGGCUGGGUAUGUGUAUCCCUCCAUGGAUCAGCUGGCUGAAAUGAUUCCUGGAAUUCUGAAACAGUUUGGGCUGAAGACCAUCAUAGGAAUGGGAACUGGAGCCGGUGCUUACAUUUUAACUAGAUUUGCUUUAAACCAUGCAGAGAUGGUGGAGGGAUUAGUUCUCAUUAAUGUAAACCCUUGUGCUGAAGGUUGGAUGGACUGGGCAGCAACUAAGAUUUCAGGUUGGACAAAUGCUUUGCCAGACAUGGUCAUUUCACAUCUAUUUGGAAAGGAAGAGAUUCACAGCAACCAUGACCUGAUCCAUACUUACCGUCAGCAUAUCAUUAAUGAUAUGAAUCAAACCAACCUUCAUCUCUUUGUCAACUCUUACAACAGUCGGCGAGACCUAGAGAUUGAGCGCCCUGUUCCUGGAGUGAAUGUUGUCACCCUUCAGUGUCCUGUCCUCCUGGUGGUUGGUGACAGCUCCCCAGCUGUGGAUGCUGUGGUUGAAUGUAACUCAAAGCUGGACCCAACAAGGACUACGCUUCUGAAGAUGGCUGACUGUGGUGGGCUCCCCCAAGUUUCCCAGCCUGCCAAGCUUGCUGAAGCUUUCAAAUACUUUGUUCAGGGAAUGGGAUACAUGCCCUCUGCCAGCAUGACCAGGCUGAUGAGGUCCCGCACGGCUUCUGGCUCCAGUGUGACCUCCUUGGAAGGGCAGAGGAGCCGCUCUCACACCGGGGAAGGCACGAGGAGCCGCUCUCACACCGGGGAGGGAACGAGGAGCCGGUCCCACACCGGGGACGGCUCCAGGAACCGCUCCCACACAGACACACGGAUCGAGCUGACGCCAAACUCGGCGAGCAACGCUGAACAAUCAAGCCCCAAGUCCAUGGAAGUGUCCUGUUAGAUGGCUGUGGGAGGUUGUAAACUGGUCACAGUGUGAAAAAGUAAUGGAUGCCCCCUGUGUAUCACAAAACCAUAACUGGUAUUAAUUUCUAGUUAUUCUGUAGGUUGAACUCUGUUCACCAGGGUCUGAGAGGGACCAAAGAAAAGAAGCAUCUCAUUUGCUCUAUCAUUAUUCUUGUAUCUCAGACAGCUGCUGCUAUUGUGCCCUCCUUCAGUGG